AUGUAGGACGCGUAGAAACUUUAAAAGUUAUCUUAACUCCCUAAAAACUUUUCAGAUUGGCAAGUUGGAGAUGAUUAUGAGAUAAUCAAAUAAAUAGGAUCUGGCUCAUAUGGAUAAGUUGUAGAGGCUAUGUAAAAAUCCACAAACAAGAAGGUCGCUAUUAAGAGAUUAACAGCAAUAUUUGAUGAUGAAAUAGAUUGCAAAAGAAUCUUAAGAGAAAUUUGCAUUUUAAGAGAAUUGAAGCACCAAAAUCUAAUUCAAAUUAUUGAAAUUCUUGAACCACAAGACCCUAAAUCAUUUGACACCAUAUAUGUCGUGAUGGAAUAUGCUCAAAGUGACUUAAAAAAAUUAUUCAAAUCCCCAAUUCAUUUAUAAUUUCUCCACAUCCAAACUAUUGUCUACAAUAUUUGUGUUGGCCUUAAAUAUUUGCAUUCAGCUAAGGUUUUACAUAGAGACUUAAAGCCAGCAAAUGUUUUAUUAAAUGAAGAUUGCACUGUUAAAAUAUGUGAUUUCGGAUUAGCCAGAAGUGUGCAAGGCAUUGAUGCCACAGAUUAGGCAUUAGAGGAAGAACUUGCUAGGCAAUAAGAAGAGCCCAAAAAGAAGGAUGAGAAAAAAGGACCUAGAAUGCUAUAAAAAUAAAAUAAACUUAAUGCCAAAGCUGUAAAGAGAGAGUUGACUGGACAUGUAGUAACAAGAUGGUAUAGAGCACCAGAAGUUAUUCUCUUGGAAAAAGAUUAUACUGCAGCUAUCGAUGUUUGGUCUGUUGGUUGUAUCUUUGCAGAAUUGCUAAACAUGAUGAAAGAAAAUGCACCAACAUUCUUAGAUAGAGCUCCUCUAUUCCCUGGAACCAGUUGUUUUCCCCUUAGUCCAGAAAGAAGUGCCAUAGCAAAAAAAGGAGGAUUUCCUUAUUCAAAUACAGAUUAACUCACUGUCAUCUUUUCUGUCUUGGGAACACCUGGAGAAAAAGACAUGGAUUUUGUCACUGAUAAAAAAGCUAUUGAAUACUUGAAGAGUUUUCCAAAAAAACCUAAGGUUGCAUUUGUUGAAAUAUUUCCAGGAGCACCUCCUGAGGCUUUGGAUUUUCUAGACAAAUGCCUAUAAUUUAGUCCAAAGAUAAGAAUCACUUUGGAUCAAGCAAUUGAACAUCCAAUGCUUUAAAAAGUUAGAGAUAAAAAAAAGGAAACAGCUGCUCCUGGACCUAUAUACUUAGAUUUUGAAUAAGAAGGCGAUUUAUAAAUUCCAAGAUUAAGAGAAUUAUUUUUAAGAGAAAUUUCAAAAUAUAAGCGCUGA
Molecule: messenger RNA, 1290 nt
Organism: Paramecium tetraurelia
Lineage: Eukaryota; Ciliophora; Oligohymenophorea; Peniculida; Parameciidae
Exons: 6
Biological process (GO): intracellular signal transduction; protein phosphorylation
Cellular component (GO): nucleus; cytoplasm
Molecular function (GO): MAP kinase activity; ATP binding
Source: RefSeq, a predicted model, not a curated record